This is a messenger RNA of Oikopleura dioica, 1914 nucleotides long. The record is from the annotation of a GenBank genome assembly. NCBI's taxonomy places the organism in Eukaryota, Metazoa, Chordata, Appendicularia, Copelata, Oikopleuridae.
AUGGACAAUCAUCCGGAUUUCGAUAAUUGUCGCUACACAUUACCCGGGAUUUUGCAUUUUCUGCAGCAUGAGUGGAGCCAGUUCGAACUUGAGCGCGCCCAGUGGGAGUCGGAGAAGGCCGAGUUGCAGGCGACCAUUGCAUUUCUGCAGGGAGAACGACGCGGACAAGAAAAUCUUAAACGCGAUCUCAUCAGGAGAAUCAAAAUGCUUGAAUUCGCGCUGAAAAAGGAGCGAAUCAAAGUGACGCAACUGAAGGGAGAAGAUGGAGGAAACAUUCCAAAUCCGCCAGAGCUCGAUGGCAACGACUCGCCAACAGAUGAAAUUCCUCCCGAAAUGGCAGGCAAUCAAGAAGGCCUGGGCGAUCUCUGGUCUGGUGGGAGACAGCUCCUUCGUCAAUAUCUCCAAGAAGUUGGCUUCACAGAUACGAUUCUUGACGCUAGAAGUGCUCGGCUCCGAGCGCUUCUUGGCAAUUCUGCGCCCAAUGACGACGAUGAUGAUGAUAACGAAAAUGAGCACGGCAAAAUGCCGGCAGCCUAUGGGGCUCUCAGCGAUUCUGGCGAUGUAGCGGUGCUCGAUGAUUUGCCAAUUAAAGACGAUGACAUUCAAGAUGCUAUGGCUGAUUUCAACUUCUUACAAAGCGAGAACGCGAGUGACUGGAAUCCAAACACGCAGGUUAUAGAUAAGAAAAAAGAAGAGCUUAUCCUCGAACGAAAACGAAAACCACGUCCUCCUCGAAACAACUCACCUCCUCGUGGAUCCCAAGAAAGCAGCGGUAUUUUCAACCAGCUGCAAGGACAAUUAAAUAAUAACGACAACGACUCAGAAAACAAAGAAAUCGGAGAAGAGGAAAAUGAAGAGGAGCUCGAACUCGGCGUUUUGGCUGGACUAACAAUAAAUAACGAGGCCGAUCCGUUAGGACUCUCUGAUAACAGUCAAUUCCGACGCUCUUGGACUCAUAAAUACACGCUGCGAAGUCAUUUGGAUGGAGUUCGUUGCGUCCAGUUUCACCCUGUCGAGCCACUUCUUGUCUCGGCUUCGGAGGAUAAAGUCGUCAAGGUGUGGAAUUUAAAUAAAACUGUAGCUGGAAAGAAGACACAAACUGCAGAUAUUGAUCCUAUCAUGAAUUAUAGGGGACAUGAAGGGCCGGUCUUAUCAGUCGUCUUUGGCGAAAAUGAAAUAUACUCAUCUGGCCUCGAUGGGCUGAUUUUCGGCUGGCCUAUGCCAAAGCUUGAUGCUGAUUUGUACGACCCAUUCGAUCCCGAAAUCCUCGGCAGAAAGUUCGAAGGUCACACAGAUGCUGUCUGGAAUCUCGAUUUCCUCCGCGCUCCAGAGCCAAAACUCGUCUCCACUGGUGCCGAUGGCAAGAUUAUUAUUUGGGAUCUUGCAACUGGAACGCCGGCGAUGACGAUUACCGCCGAAUCGCUUGAAAUGCCCGACUUGGGCACUCCAAUUGAUGCCAGAUGGUCGAGCGAGAACAACAAGCUCGUCGCGAUUUGGAGGGGAGACAAAAUUACGACCAUUGACGUCUCUACCGGAAAAAUUGUGCUCUUGCUUGACGAAUGCGUUGAUGCAAAUGCUGUCUGCACUCAUCCUCUUGUACCUAUUGCUGUGACGGCGCACGAAGAUAAACAUAUACGAAUGUGGGACUUGUCAAGCGGUAUUUUGGUACACACAUGCAGCGCGCACGCUGAUGCUGUUUCCACUGUAGCAAUCGAUAAGACUGGAUCUUAUCUCCUCACUGGUGGUCAUGACUCCUCCAUCAGGCUCUGGAAUAUUGAUACGAAGGUUUGUGUGCAAGAAAUGACAGCUCACAGGCCAAAGAACGACGAAGCGGUUCAUUUUGCUACAUUCCAUAUAAAUAAAGGCUACGUUGCUUCUGCUGGCGCUGAUGGCUUGGUCAAAAUCUUCGUGUAA